AUUUUGCGUUCCGCGACCAAUCAGUGAAAUGGCGACCUCCCAGCGCCGAUGGCCAGGAGACAACCCCGACGGCGCAAAGUCCAUCCCAGUGGGCAUGGUCCACGGCGCCGUUCUUGGAAGCUACAAAGGUGUCGAGGGGUACAACAACAACUACAAGAACAACCCCCACGCAGAGCAUGACGACUACGACGGGUCCAACUUCCUCAACGGGGUCUGCACAGGCAUGAAGUGGCAGUGCGUCGAGUACGCUCGGCGGUACUGGAUCGUGAACCAUGGCAUCGUGUUGCCGAGUCUCAGCUGGGCCGCGCACAUUUGGGACCGCGUGACCCACGCCAGUCGCCUCGGAGACUUUGCCAUCGUUCCGCUGCUCAAGUUUCCCAACUUUGGAACGGAGAAGCCUGUGGUCGGGGACCUUCUCGUGUACAAGUCUACUCCGUCGCAAUGGGUCGGUCAUGUGGCAGUCGUCGCGGACGUCGUGACGAAGGAAGGCGGGACCUUGGCGCUGUAUGUCGCGGAGCAGAACAUGCACAACGACAAGCUGUGGGCUGGCGGCCAUUACGCCGACGAACUGCAUCUUGUUACAGGCACGUCGCGAGAUGGCAAGACUACGUACAGCAUCACGCAUCCAGAUCCUGAUCUUAUCCUCGAUGGAUGGGUGCGCGCUUCACUCGAUGACGCCGUCCUUCGCGCUCCAUGGAGCCGUCCGCCGCCGCGCCUCCCUCUAUCUGGUGUGUACGACAAGGAGUCUGCGACCGCCCUCCAGAAAUUUGUCGGGUCGUACGCGGACGGUAGCCAUGGCGGGAUGACGAACACGGAUCUACGAAACAUCCUUCGCCAGCAUGGGGAUCCAAGCGAAGCGCCAACGACACCCAACACUGCCGAACUCGUCAAGUGCUUGCGACUGUUCCUAGCUCGGCACUGGGCACUGGUGCGGUCGACUGGCGACGACGACAGCGGGAAGGACCUCGUCGCGGUGUGUCCUGGGACCACUCAAUGUGUCUGCCGCGUGAUCCGUCGGGAAGAGAUUCACCCCGCGUCGAGUGAAGAUGGCGCUGCUGUCGAAGUGUGCCAUACCACCAAGGCGCUCCAGGGCUUCUUGAACAGCGUCCAUCACCCUCAUGACCUUCGCUCGGCAGCGGCCUUGGUUGAUAGAGCUUAGUUCAGACAUACUGUUCGCGCCUAGAGCUGUUCCAUAAAGGAAUUACAGGAAUUGCCGCCUUCUAGAUACGAUGCAGGUAUUCCCGCAGCGAAUGAUCAUGGACGUUUGGCCAGUGUCAUGUUGAAGUUGAAAUACUCAUUGCAGCAUCG
Molecule: messenger RNA, 1308 nt
Organism: Aphanomyces astaci
Lineage: Eukaryota; Oomycota; Saprolegniomycetes; Saprolegniales; Verrucalvaceae
Exons: 1
Coding region: 29-1159 (376 amino acids)
Molecular function (GO): ligase activity
Source: RefSeq, a predicted model, not a curated record